CCAAGAGCUGCAAUGAGGAUGAGAUUGAACAUGGUCAACAUGCAGUUACUGCUUCUUGUUUUCUUCAUGUGGGACCCAAUCAGGUUGGUGCUGGCUAACAUCCAAGAAGAUGGGCCAGAAAACAACAUCACCAUUUUUACAAGAAUUCUAGACAGACUCCUGGAUGGUUAUGAUAAUCGGCUCAGACCAGGACUCGGAGACAGUAUUACUGAAGUCUUCACUAACAUCUAUGUGACCAGUUUUGGCCCUGUCUCAGACACAGAUAUGGAGUAUACCAUAGAUGUGUUCUUUCGACAAAAGUGGAAAGAUGAAAGGUUAAAAUUUAAAGGUCCUAUGAAUAUCCUCCGACUUAACAAUUUAAUGGCUAGCAAAAUCUGGACUCCAGACACUUUCUUUCACAAUGGCAAAAAAUCGGUAGCUCAUAACAUGACAAUGCCCAAUAAACUUCUUAGAAUCCAGGACGAUGGGACACUGCUCUACACAAUGAGGCUUACAGUUCAAGCUGAAUGUCCAAUGCAUUUGGAGGAUUUUCCAAUGGAUGCUCAUUCAUGCCCUCUGAAAUUUGGCAGCUAUGCAUAUACAACCUCAGAGGUCACUUAUAUUUGGACUUACAAUGCAUCUGAUUCAGUACAAGUUGCUCCUGAUGGCUCCAGGUUAAACCAGUAUGACCUCUUGGGCCAAUCAAUUGGGAAGGAGACAAUUAAAUCCAGUACAGGUGAAUAUACCGUAAUGACAGCUCAUUUCCACUUGAAAAGAAAAAUUGGGUAUUUUGUGAUUCAAACGUAUCUGCCUUGCAUCAUGACUGUCAUUCUCUCCCAAGUGUCAUUCUGGCUUAACAGAGAAUCUGUGCCUGCAAGGACAGUAUUUGGUGUAACAACUGUUCUAACAAUGACGACUUUAAGCAUCAGUGCUCGGAAUUCUCUCCCCAAAGUGGCUUAUGCUACUGCCAUGGACUGGUUUAUUGCUGUUUGCUAUGCGUUUGUGUUCUCUGCCCUAAUUGAAUUUGCAACUGUUAAUUACUUCACGAAAAGAGGAUGGGCUUGGGAUGGGAAGAGUGUAGUAAAUGACAAGUCCCCUUCAAUAAAAACUGAAGGCAUUACAUUAACACACAACUCAGUGAAGGCAAUUCUUCAAGGAUCUAAGCUAACAUGGUCCAAAUAUAUAGCUUUCUCAUGGCCCAAUUUAAUCCAAGGAAAGACUUUAGAGUACUUAGAGAAGUGGAUGGACUGUAUAACCUUCCAAGGAUUUUCUAAAAAGGAGAAAGCCUCCGUCAUGAUACAGAACAAUGCCUACGCGGUGGCUGUGGCCAAUUACGCCCCCAACCUUUCCAAAGACCCCGUUCUCUCCACCAUCUCCAAGAGUGCAGCCACGCCGGAGCCCAACAAGAAGCCGGAAAACAAGCCCGCCGAAGCCAAGAAAACCUUCAACAGUGUCAGCAAAAUCGACAGAAUGUCCAGAAUAGUCUUCCCCGUUUUGUUUGGUACAUUUAAUUUGGUUUACUGGGCCACCUAUUUAAACAGGGAGCCUGUCUUAGGGGUCAGUCCUUGAAGGUAGGACUGACCCCUAAAACAGGGGAUGGUUAACUUUGGGGAUGCGUGGCACCAUUCAGCUCGGUUUGUUUUGCUCUGUACAGUCUGACUAAUAACUGCUAAUGGGUGAACCGACAUGUACAGUAUAUAUAUAGUGAUAUAGCUUAACAGUACACCUUUAAAGGAGACACGGAUUUGCUUAUGCGUGGAACUGUAGACAAAAAAGUAUCUCCUGCCCAAAUUAUGAUUUACCCUUGGAAAUGGCUUAAGGUGGAUUUCAGACAACCUGAUUGAUUUCCUCUUAUAACAGCCAUGAAACUGGAGACCCUCUGCCACAUUUGAUGAACUUUUUUUUUUUUUUUUUUUUUUACUUGGGUCUUAUACAGGAGUGUUUUUCUACCGUUGCCUAACUGUAAUAUAAGAUAGCAUUGUAAUUCCAGGAUCAGUUCUCCUAAAUAACAGAACCUCAUGUCAGCAACUUCAGUCUCUUCCUGGGUGGUCAUAAUCCCUCCUAGCAUAAUUGGAAGCUUAGUCCACAUUAGAAGGAACCCUAGACAUUUGACAUCAGCUUUUAAUUACUCUCCAUAGUAUGUAUAGCCAUGUACAUAGUAUUGCAUGACAAGCCCAAAUAAUUACGAGUAGCACCUAUCUGGAUGUCAGUCAUGCCUAGAAUUUAGUGAUGAUCAGAAUGCCAUGGUCAUUACAUUUUUAGCAUCAGAGUUUAUUUGAAAGUAAUAAUUGAAAUCCUCGUGCUCAUUCUAAUCAAUGGAAUCCAUCUUAAAUUGUUUGAACCAAGUAAAAGGAAAUGUGUCUUACCCUUUUCAGGUAUGUGUUGUAUUGGAAUUGAUCAGCUCAAUUUUCUUGGUGCUGGAGACUGGAAAAAAGCACCCAGUUUGGCUGCUGUGGGAGCAACUUACAUUUCGUAGUAGGAAAUUGUGCCAAAAACUCCCACCACUGAGAACUCAUAGGUGUCACAGAAUAUAGAUAUGUAGGUGCACACUUACAUGAUUCUCUUCUUUCCUGUUUACUGCAAAUCCUGCCUUAAGGCUUCUUUUCAUCAGGAUUCCGAAGCCACCAAUUACAAUGGAAAGGGCAGUGAGUUGGCACAUUUUUCUGUCUCAAAAGCGGCACUUUCAGAUAAGAAUGAACGCAAAUCUGCUUUUGUAAAUUGCAGCUCUAAAUUUCACCAACUCAAAUUUACAACAGCUUUGUAUACCGGGAGAGGUUUUGGUAAGAGUUGAACAUUUUUAAACUGCAACUUCAAAGCAUCACCAAAAUUGCAAAUUAAUUCAUGUGCACAAACAUCACACACACACGCGCACACACACACACACACACACACACACACACAAUUAGCUAACUUAGAACACGUACAAAGACAAGUAACUAAAUUAAAAACUAAAAUUUUCUACUUUAUAUAAUUCUUUAUGGAUGAAUUUUAUUUUUCUUCUAAUAUUUAAAAAUUGCUCUUUAUGCCCCUCAAAAAUGUUAAUAGAAUGUAACAAUUGUGUCUUAUGCCUGGAUUCAAUGUUUUUGGGAAAACUUAAAAUCCUUUUGAUUCACAUAAACAUUAGCAGUUAUUAGUUGACUUUUACUAGUAGAUAUGAUGGUGUUUUUGUAGCAACAUCAGUAGUCAAAUAGUGGCAUUUCUUGCAAUUUUGUACAGUGUUUCAGAAUAGUGCAUAAAUAGGUACAUUCAUAAAAUCAAUAAAAAUGAUUAUCUUAUGGAAGUAAGCAAAGUCACAAAAAUGGCUAUUCCUUUGCCUAGUCUAAAAUGUUUAUUUUCUUUGUUUUAGUGUGAUUCUUCUUAUGUGCUUUGCAUGGUUAACUUAUUACCAAGGUCACAAAUAAAUCUUUUUAACAGAAUUCACCCUGAAGACAGCCUUGCCAGUAAAAAUUUAUUCACAAAAAAGUAAUCUAUCAUCUAUCAUAAUAAAAGCAUAAUAUGCUAAUUAGACUGGAUAUCCUUCCGGACAACCUUCUGGACGAAGCCAGGGCAGCAAGGGAAGCUGGGGCCCCAAGUGCCAGAGGGGGAAAGCUGAUGCUGGCAGCCGGGGGAAGGAAGACCUAUUCUUGCACGAAUUUCAUGCAUUGGGCCUCUAGUUCUUAAUAAAAGAAAAUUAUUAUAGGAGUCAAUAAAUGUAUUCUUUAAUCCCAUUUCAGUAACACCCUAUUUUUUUUUAAUCUAAGUAGUUUUAAAAUGUGCACUUUGCGUAUACAUUGAAAUGGAAGAUAUCCUAUUCCACAUUUAAAUAUAGCAUAACUCUUCUGUGUAGUUUAGGGAAGUGUGCAAUAGUGUCCAAGAAUGUCCACAGUGUUGAAAGCAAGCAAUAAAAAUGCUUUGUUUGAUAUGCCAUUAUUAGACACCUUAAAAAAUAUUGCCCUUAUAAGUUCUGCAUUGAUCCUUUAAUGUCUGACUAUAGAUCAUACAUUUAAAAAUAUGUAGAUAUGUAAAUAGCAGUUUCUGCAGGACAAAAGAAAAGACUCGUCUACACCUUCAGCAAAGGAUUGAGCAUACAUUUGAUGGCACCCCUUUCAUUAAAAUUAAUUGUAGAUUGACUGGAAAAGUUAUAAUGAUUGUUAUUUGAUUUUUAGUUUUAAUUGUUAAAAUCUUCUUUGAGCCUGAUGUCAUACUGGCAGUUUAAAUUUUAUGCUCAGGAUUUCCUAUUAUUUCUCUAACUUCAGUGAAUGUUUCAAAAUUUCAUAAUCUUUCAAAGUUCAGAUAAACAAAAAAGGGCCUUUGAUCCUGCUGGAGAGAAGAAGGUUGCUCCAUGGAAAAAGGAUUUUGAAUUGUAAAACCAUAGUCUUCACAGUUAUUCUCUCUUCCAUAAAUCACUUUAAAAUACAAAUUAGAAGUGACUUGUUAAAAUGAUUUUUUUGGGGGGAAACAUUUUUAAUAUACUAUAUGUUCUCUUUGGCUCAUAGUAUGCUUAUUUUAUGUAGUUGUACGUUUAUGUAAAGGGUUAUAGAGUGUACAAAAUGUAGACAAAUACAUGUAUGUGUAUAGAAAUAAAAUCUCAUUUUUGUAUA
This is a messenger RNA of Pipistrellus kuhlii (Kuhl's pipistrelle), 4559 nucleotides long. RefSeq names its product gamma-aminobutyric acid type A receptor subunit alpha2 (gene GABRA2). Gene Ontology annotation, biological process: chloride transport; gamma-aminobutyric acid signaling pathway; nervous system process. The transcript is spliced from 10 exons. NCBI's taxonomy places the organism in Eukaryota, Metazoa, Chordata, Mammalia, Chiroptera, Vespertilionidae. Gene Ontology annotation, molecular function: inhibitory extracellular ligand-gated monoatomic ion channel activity; GABA-A receptor activity; benzodiazepine receptor activity. Gene Ontology annotation, cellular component: dendrite membrane; synapse; GABA-A receptor complex. Bases 13 to 1548 code for a protein of 511 amino acids. The record is from RefSeq and is a predicted model, not a curated record.